Molecule: messenger RNA, 1208 nt
Organism: Seriola dumerili (greater amberjack)
Lineage: Eukaryota; Metazoa; Chordata; Actinopteri; Carangiformes; Carangidae
Product: lysophosphatidic acid receptor 6-like
Exons: 2
Coding region: 189-1157 (322 amino acids)
Biological process (GO): G protein-coupled receptor signaling pathway
Cellular component (GO): membrane
Molecular function (GO): oxysterol binding; G protein-coupled receptor activity
Source: RefSeq, a predicted model, not a curated record
ACGGCGAAUGUAUCAAUUUUUUCUCAUGUGUUUUCAACACACAUUGUAGCUUUCUGCAUUGGAGAUCGAGCCCCUAAGCAACUCAUUACAGGGGACGGCCUGUGAUGCAGCAGUGUGUGUGUGACUCAACCUACGCUUUUAUCUGACUACAUUCACAAUAAAAUUAAAAAAAGAAACCUCAAUCUGCCAUGAUGAACGUGACAAAUGUCGACUGCAGCAAUCCAUCUGUAGAUUACCAGUACUACUUUUUCCCAGCGGUCUACAGCCUGGCUUUAGUUGUAGGUCUGCCUGGAAAUCUGAUUGCCCUCUUCAUCUUCGCCUUCAAGAUCACACCUCGUACAGCCUUCAGCGUGUACAUCAGCAAUCUGGCUCUGACAGAUAUCGUCAUCCUCUGCACUCUACCCUUCAGGAUCCACUACCACAUCAACGGAAACAACUGGGUGUUCGGAGACAUCGCCUGCCGUAUCACAGGGAUUCUGUUCUUCGCCAACAUCUACAUGAACAUCUGUUUCAUGACUUGUAUCUGUGUGGAUCGCUACAUGGCCACUGUGCGCCCACACAGCUAUCUGAGGCUGCAGAGCUGCUGGUGCUCUCUGGCUGUGAGCGUGGUGCUCUGGUGUGUCGCUGGAGUGGCUAUGGUGGUGUUCGUCCUCAUGGGCCCUCUGGAGACCGAUGGAGACGAAUCUGGAAGCCGCAGCUGUUUUGAGAACUUCGCCAAGCACGAGUGGGCCACGCGUUUGGGGGCGUACAGCGUGCUGUGCCUGAUCUUCGGCUCCCUGCUGCCCUCUAUGAUCAUCCUGGUGUGUUACCCACUGGCUGCGAGGCGCAUUUCCAUGAUAAAGAGUAAAACAGCCCAAAGAGCCGUGAGGGUCAUUUACACCAUCCUGGGUAUCACGCUGCUCUGCUUCCUGCCCAACCACCUGGUGUACCUGCUGCACCUCCUUCGACGCAUGGAAAUCAUCAAGAGCUGCUCCGCCUCUGAUGCCAUCUACCACGCCAGACGGGUCACCAUGGCCCUCGUCAUCCUGAACACAUGCCUGGACCCUUUGCUUUACUUCGUCACCACCAGCCACUGCAGAUGGAAGGGCUUAAAGAGGACAUGGCUGUGUGGACAAAUCAGGAGGAGUAGGGGUGUUUAUACCAUUGCAACGAUCUAAGUUAACUGAGAGGGUAACUAUUAAUGUCUUAUGUAAAUAGAACUCUGUAUA